AUGUCUCUUCCACCUCUUGCAGCAUUAACCUUACAAGAUCAUGAAGUAUCUACUAAGCUCAAUGCAGACUUCACACAUCCUAGUUGGCGUUUAAAAACCUUAACUACAACAGGACCUCGAAUAUCGAGCACUACGGGUUCACCUGUCGCUCCAAACCACGAUCCUACGGUCAAUGCAGACUUUACACAUCCUAGUUGGCGUUUAAAAUCCCUAACAACAGCAGGGCCUCGACUAUGGAGUACUCCACGCUCACCUGUCACUCCAAACCACGAUCCUACUGUUAAUGCAGAUUUUACACAUCCUAGUUGGCGUUUAAAUGCCUUAACGACAAAAGGAGUUCGAACAUCGAGUACUCGAGGCUCACCCGUUACUCCGGCCUUUACACACCCUAGUUGGCGGUCGGAUGCCUUGACCACUACAGCAGAACCUCGUGCAUCAUCGAGCACUCCCAGUUCACCUGUCAUUCCGCGUUUGACAGCCUUAACUAUGAAAGGCAGAGGGUUGACCACUCCUACCAGCGAUAUAUCCGCAGCUCUCACUCCAAAUACGCCCGGGAACAAUCAGGAUAUUGUGGUUCAUGACCUGGACUUUACGCACGGUAGUUGGCGGUUGAUCGUGAACGCGUUGCGUCAUCUGGCACUAGUGUAG
This is a messenger RNA of Marasmius oreades (fairy-ring Marasmius), 648 nucleotides long. RefSeq lists its product as uncharacterized. The coding region runs from base 1 to 648 and encodes 215 amino acids. NCBI's taxonomy places the organism in Eukaryota, Fungi, Basidiomycota, Agaricomycetes, Agaricales, Marasmiaceae. The record is from RefSeq and is a predicted model, not a curated record. The transcript is spliced from 2 exons.